Anneissia japonica is the source of this 6778-nucleotide messenger RNA. RefSeq names its product ras-associating and dilute domain-containing protein-like. The coding region runs from base 171 to 4613 and encodes 1480 amino acids. The record is from RefSeq and is a predicted model, not a curated record. Gene Ontology annotation, biological process: signal transduction. Gene Ontology annotation, molecular function: GTPase binding. Lineage: Eukaryota; Metazoa; Echinodermata; Crinoidea; Comatulida; Comatulidae. The transcript has 13 exons.
GUGAAUCUAGCCAUACGAACAAUCAGUAACUCUCGCGGGCCAGUGCGUAAGUCUUAUCAUGGUCUUAUCAAGUUGUCUAGCCUCUUUUAUUCCAGUGUGAAUUAAUGGAAAUACGUUUUUAUACCAGAAUGCUAAUUUACGAAAUGAUUUAAUCCGUCUUGAGAAUCACAAUGACCAGUGAGGGUAUCGUAAAACGUUUGAUCGACAGCGGCGGAGAUGUUAAUGACUUGGAGGGUUUGUUUGGUAGAAAGCGUUCGGGGAUGAACAUGUUGACAGACCCACUAAUUCUUGCCCACCUGAGGUCACUCCACAAACAGGCUAGUAGUGACAGCGAAGGUGAGUUGUCUGUCUCACCACAAGCAGACAUCGAAGAUAAAGCUAAAUAUGAACAUUUGAGUGAAAAAAUUGUAGUAUAUAACAGACGAAAUGGCUUUUUAGGACCGUUUACAGUGCUUCAAAAGGGUUUAGAUUAUGAAGGACCAAUACAUAUCUCUCUGGAAGAUGGCCGUCAUAAGAUGACUAAAGUGUUGCAAGUAACAAACCAAGUAACAGUAGAAGAGCUUCUCCCUCUUCUUGCACAGAAAUUUAACAUCUCCAAGAACGACAAGCGUCGUAAGGUUCUAUACCAGACCCACGAAUUAGAUGAAAUCCUUUUGUCUAAGGAAGAGUGCCCUCUGGAAAUUGUAGUCAAUGCUCCGCAUAACAUACGAUUUCUUAUGAAAAUGGAUAAUGUUAAGGAAAGCUCACCGCCAACAUAUUCAUUUGAUACCGAUGUGGAGACAUCACCACAUUCCCAUCAUAAACAUUUGUCGAAGUUUUUCGGUGUCAGUCAUGAUGAGUUAAAUACUGCAUUAUCACCAAGUCUUCCCUCAAACUAUUCUAAAUGGAAAGCAGUCCCAGGGUGGUUUAAGAAGCACCAGGGUGAUGAGUUAAGUCUGAGCAGCAGUAGUAGUAGUGGGAGUGGUCAUCAAGGUAAAGGAAUUGAUGAAUAUAGUAAUGAUGGUGUGAAGGGUUUGAUGCUUAACCCACAAACUCCGAAAUUCAGAAGAAAAUCGGAAACAAUCGCAGAACCGCUGAAAAUGCGAAUAAAAUCAAAGAAAGAAAAAAACAAAGCGAAACAACGACCAAAGUCUAUAACCGAAGCCUUCGAAAGACGGUUUACACGCAGGAAGAAAGGUGCACCAGAGACAAGUGUUGAGAUAGAACUGUCAUUUGAUGAGUGCACUCCUGGGAUUAUCAAAGUUUUUGGGGAAGAGAUCUCAACUGGUGCUACUUACAAGAGUGUCUUGGCAUCGGAAGAAUCAACAGCAGAAGGAAUCAUAAAAGAAGUUCUUGAUCGAUAUUCACUGCCGAAAGAUGCCUCUGAAGAAUAUGUGUUAUGUGAAGUUGUUGGGAGAUUGAACACUCAAAGGGCAGUUGGUAAGGGACAGAAAAAGGUUGUCUUUGAUGAGCGAGAUUGGGAAAUGGGGUGUUUGAGAGUUGUUGAAAAUAACGAAAAGCCUCUUUUACUGCAAGGUUUUUGGAAACCCUGUGAAGGAUGUGCAAGACGUUUUGAAAUCCGUCGCCGUUCAAGGAUCAUUGCAACAAGUCAAGACAAUGUUACCUCUGGCUUGAAUGCAAAUGCCAAACGAUUCCAAAUGCACAGGACUAAUAUGCCAUUACAGUCCAGUUUUGACUCUGAUGGAAGUGGGAAUUUUGGUGUUAAAGUAGAAGGUAGCAGUAAAGGAAAAGACAACCAUGAACAAGAAGAAACUGAUUGUAGUGAUGAACAUACUGACACCUAUCAUCUACCUGUGCCACAAGAAUUUCCAUAUUUUAUAAAUAUCAAAGGUUCAGGUGAUAAUAAAGAUUUAUUAUGCUACCCAAUCAAUUUACCUUUAACACUUAUUGGAAAUGGAGACCCUGCUGAGAAUAGUCAAGAUAUUAACUUAGAUCAUCAUGGUAAAAUAAUCCUUACAGCUCCAGAUAUUUGUCCAAACCAUUGCAAAGUGAUACGUUCUGUAAGGAAUUUGUCGUUCGAAUUGGAACAUAACUUUGAAGACACACUCAUUGAUGUUUUUCUUGAGCCAUUUGCCUCUGCUAUUUUGCAGGUGAAUGGAAAUAUAAUUGAAGGAAAAACGCAACUAAAUAGCGGAGAUCUGAUUGGAAUUGGUGUUGAUUAUCUUUUCAUUUUUAAGAAUCCUACCGAAGAAAAUGCUAACCAGAUGACUUGGCUGGAUGAGUCGCUUAAUAUGAGCAAAUUACAAUCAUCAAUGAAUGAAGCUUGUGUACGACUCGUACACCCGAAAUUGGAACCUUUAGCAGAUGAAUAUGAUGCUGACAUCGCAAGAAUCAAGAUUAUCUAUCCAAGAGAUGCUGAAGACAACCUGUUGCAACAGGUCUUGCCCAUGGCAUGUGAUGGAGAGUUUACCCUGAUUCCUGCGUUUGUAUUUAGUAUGUGUAUUGAAUACACAGCGUACCAUCAUGACCAAGACGACACCAAGGCACUCUUGUGUAAGAUUGCAAACUUAAUACAAAAUGAAGCAUGGGUGAAAACAAAGACAUUAUCAAGUUCUCAACCUGCAAAACCAGCCAGUGCCCAAGAGGCGUUAACAGCACUCAUUCCUAACCUCCGGCCAAUCAUCAUCUGGAUGUCAAAUUCUCUUGAACUUUUGAACCAUCUACAACAGCACAUCCACGAGUACAUUGUUAUUAACGAGGAAUUUUCUCCUCCCGUGUCGGAUUCCACCGCAACUGUGGAUGAAGAAGUGCUCUCUGUUUUUGAGGAGGUUGUGAUGUACACGUUCCAACAAAGUGUUUAUUACUUGACCAAGACUUUGUACAUCAGCCUACCAGCAAUUCUUGAUUCGAGUCCAUUUGUCAACGACAAUGAUGACGAUGAUGAUAGUCAGCAGGAAGAGAAAGUCCUCGGUGUCAGCGCUUUCCUUAAUGUCUUCCAGGCGACUUUUGACCUCUUGAAGAGCUUGAAUAUACAUCGUCAAAUCCUGAAGCAGUUGUUUGCAUAUUUACUGUUUUUUACUAAUGCGUCACUUUUCAACAUGUUAAUGGAAAGAGGACCUAGCCGUAAAUUCUUCAAGUGGUCUAAAGGGGUGCAGCUUCGUGGCAACUUGGACUUCAUUGAAAGUUGGAUACAAGAUCAGGGUUUGGAGGAAAUUUCUCAUUUUCUAGGCCUAAUUUCAACGGCAGCUGAUCUACUGGCUACUCCUAAAAUUCAGUUGAUGCAGGCGACUUGGAGUUCAUUGCGAUGUGACUUCCCUCUCUUAAAUGAUGCCCAGUUGCAGAUGAUCCUCAGUGAAUACCAACUUGGAUCAGGUAAGCCCAGACCCAGAGGAUGGUUCCCGCCACCAGAAGAUGUUGAAAAAGCACUCAAAGCAGUUGAAAUACAUGCAGGUUUUGACAAUCAUCCACCUUUAUUACUGCCCUCUGGAGGGUUUGUGCUUCAGUUGAGGAAACAAGUCACAAAUGCAGCAUUCUACAGAGAACUCCAAGCUUUGAGCAGUGCACUACCUUGCAUUACCAUAGAAACAGGAAAUCCUGAACUACAAAGCCCACCCUCAGUAUCCAAAGAAGAGGAAGAAAUAAACAAGACAUUAAGUCGCAAACAAUCUUCACAACUCAAACGACAAGAUAAAUUAGAUGCACAGCAAACAAAUAAUGGCACAGACGAGACAGGUGGUGACCAAUCAGAGACCGGUGGUGUAGACGCCGACGGUAACUCGCAGCCUACAGAGAAUAACCCCCAUCAGAGUUUUGACAAACAAGCAAAAGAUUCGCAAUCAACAAAACAUUUUAUUAAGAGACAGGAUAUGCGUAAUGGGAACGUGCAGACUAACGGUAGCUUAACUUCGCAUAUACGUAGAAUGGAAGAAUCCCACAAGAAGACUGCUGCUCAAAAGGUACGAAGCGAAGCAACAGAGACUAAAAGAUCACCGAGCUACCGCAGUGCAAUGGCGCAGAGAGACAGCGGAGAUGGUGAGUCUAGUACAGCAAGUGAUUCGUCAAACCUUGAUCCGUUGCUUCAUACGCCUAUGGUUGCUGUAACGCCACCAAAUUGGGAUAAAUCCAUACCGUUAUUGGAGGGCAAACCAGGUGUAAUUCCUCCUCCUCCUGGUUGGACGUCAAACAAGGAGGAGAAAAGGAACAGCAUCAGUGACGUGACCAAUAACAAUACGGUGAUGGAAGGGUCAAUAGAAGGGUCACUCGAAAAUAUCAGCAUGGAUAGUACCUCCUUAUCUGAUUCUGAGGUGAAAGGCUUGCAGCCGUCAGUGGGUUCGGCAAACAAUGCUGAGAGUGGAUGUGAUCCCGAUGAUGUAUUUUUAGUGGAUCUUGAGAAGAUCAGUGGAGGAGUUGGCCUGGGGUUAAUUGAUGGCAUGUUCACCCCACUACGAGCCCCAGGGAUCUAUGUAAGAACUUUAUUGCCAAGUGGCCCAGCAGCUCUAGAUGGCCGUCUGAGGAUGGGUGACCGUAUACUUGCUGUGAAUGGAGCUAGUUUGGUUGGAGCUGACUAUCAAAGUGCAAUGCAGUUAAUUCGGAGUUCAGGGGUCAAGCUAAGGUUCCUCAUUGCCCGUUCUGACACUUCCGUUGCUAUGAAAAUUUCAAAUUCGAGCUGUUAGACCUGCAGAGCCAAAGAAUGAAUGAAACAAUUUUGUGUCAAAGGUUAACCAAAUUAACCAUGAAUGUUUACUCAAGUGUUUCAGAUAAGUAUUAUUAGAAUCUCAAAAUGUCUCUGUCUCUUUUCGGAGUUACUGUCAAUUAGUGGAUCCUCUGAUUAUUAGGAGAAACAUUAUUAAUCGGAUAUGAUGCAUAGAACAUGUGUAACUAUAGAACAUUUUUGUAUUUGACAACACUAGCUUUUGAAACUACUGUAACAGGAGUAUAAAGUGGACGCUCAAAUUUUGAAUAGGAUUUUAAUUAACAGGUGCUAUAUAUUGGUACACUUCUUUGACUUGGUUAUAACUGGUAUGCAACCAGCUACAGUACCAUAAGAUGGUAAGCUAUUGGAUGGUAUUGCUACCAGAUGGUAAACUACCAGAUCAUAAGUUACCAGUGGCGACUAGUUGUAAACAUACAGUAGAAGGUAAGCUUCCAUACGAUAAUAAGCUACCAGUAAAUGGUAAGCUAACAGCUGUAUUAAGUUACCUGGAUACCACUAAAAUGGUAUAAGCUACUAGUGAACGAUAUGUUACAGUACCAACAAAAUAGUCUACCAAAUGAUGGUAAACUACCAUAUUUGGCAAGUUAGUAGUAGUAUUAAGUUACCAGAUAGUGGUAUGAAAUUUAUACAGAGAGAGAGAGAAUGCUAUAUAUCAAAUAAGUUUUUAAAAUAUCUGAAUUUUAUAACUGGUAACGUUAAUUGCAUAAAUAAGUUGCCAUUUUAAAGAACUUAAAAUUUCUAACAAAAUUCCAAUUUAAUGACAGGGAAUUGCAGACAUACCAACAUUCCAGUCACGGUAGAAAAAAUUAACAUUAAAAAUUAAAUUUUUCAUUGAAUUUUAAAAUGCCUGUCUUUUAAAUGGGUCGCUUUGUUUUAUUCUUCAUUGUACACCUCCAUGACCUUAAAGCAUAGACACCACUAACACGAUAUUUGGUACCACAGGGUGUUGCUGAGGCUGCUAAGGACGACUAUACUCGUCAAAAACCCGGGUAACAUUCUAGCGUUUAUUACUUUGUAUACAUCGUAUACAAACUUAGUGGCUGGUACUGUAGUUCAGGAAAGACACGUACGUAUGUAUGUUUGUCGUGUUAUGUUGCCGGCAGUACACUCGAUUGCACGAGUCUAGGGAGGGGGGGGUGUCAUUUGAACAAUGUGUUAAUGAAAUUACCUCGCAUACAUCUCAGUUUUUGAAGGUAAAUUAAAAUUGCAAUAGAAAUAACUUCAAAUAUGUGUGCUAAUCCUGAAUUAGAUUUACAUUAUAAUAUGAAAUACUACGAAAGUAAAAAAGAGAAAAUGUAAUUUCUGGUGGUUAAGUUCAGGCUCCAUUUUUUGGAGCAGAAAUGCAUAGUUUAAGAUUUUAACCAUUUUAAAUUUAAAACACAUUAACACAAAAAAAAAACAGAUAGAGAUUUCUUUGUAUUGUGUGCCCAAAAAAUACAAAUAAUUAAAUGAUAAAUAUAUUAAUCAGCCAAUCUUUUAUAAGAGAAUAAUCACAAUCAUAAUUAUUAUCAUCCUCCUCAGCCUCAAAAUUGUUAUGAUCAUUAUACCUGCUCAUGACUUCAUUAUAGUCAAGGCUGGAGAUGUAUGCGACCUGUGGUCGGAGGCAACAUGAAUGUCCGGAGGCAUUUUUAGGGGGAAAAAUUCAAAAAAAUAACUGUUGGGCUAUAAUAUAGUGUACAGAUAUCAUUUAGGUCUGGAGGCAUUUUAUCAAGAUAAUUUACAUGGUCGGAGGCACAAAUAUUUUUUUUGAGGCCUGAUUAUGAUCAUUUGCUGUCAUCAUCAUCAUUACCAACAUGGAAAUCAUCAUCCUAGAAAUUGUCGUGCUCAUUAGCAUUAUCAUCACCAUUGUUGUAGUCUGAAGUACUACUGUACUGUAAAUGACAACACAACAAACGAAGUGCUUUCUUUUCUAUUUAAUCUCAAAGUGUAUAGCAUUGUUGAUUUUUGUAAAUUUUAUAAUUUAUAUUUUACAAAAGGUACUGGUAAUGGAUGAAAGAGUGUUCAUCGUUUUACCUUCUAUGAUUUUUAUAGUUUUAAAUUGUUUUAAAAUAUUUUUGCUAAAGUAUUAUACUGUAUUGUCUUUCAUUUUAUAUGUUGUGCAUUAAAAUCUCAGCCAAGCUAGCA